GCCGCCGCCUCGCAGCACCUGGCGCAGCGCUACGCGGCCCUGGCCGCCGAGGACUGCGCCGCCGCCGCCCGUCGCUUCCUACUGUCUUCGGCCGCCGCCGCUGCAGCCGCCGCCGCGUCGGCCUCGUCGCCCGCCUCCUGCUGCAAAGAGCUGGGGUUGGCCGCUGCCGCCGCCUGGGAGCAGCAGGGCCGGAGCCUCUUCCUGGCCAGCGUGGGGCCCGUGCGCUUCCUGGGGCCGCCCGCCGCCGUGCAACUCUUCCGGGGGCCGCCGCCGCCGCCACCGCCGCCGGCCGAGUCCCCCACGCCACCCGAGAUGGUGUGCAAGCGGAAGGGGGCCGGGGUGCCCGCCUGCACCCCCUGCAAGCAGCCCCGCUGCGGUGGCGGGGGCUGUGGCGGCGGAGGCUGCGGAGGAGGGGGAGGGCCUGCGGGGGGAGGUGCCUCGCCACCGAGGCCCCCCGGCGUCGGCUGCUGCCAGGGCUCCGAGCAGCCCCCACAGCAGGUCUGUCCCGCGCCCUCCUCCCCCACUCCCGAAGGUGCCACUACAGAGGCCGUCGGGGACGCUGUCCGAGCGUGGGGCGCCGCCCCCUUGCCCGCCCAGCAGCAGCACGAAUGUGGCGACGUGGAUUGUCAGGAGCCCUCCGAAGUCCCCUGCAACUGUUACAGGGAGCCACCCUCUGAAACUCCAGACAUCAACCAGCUGCCGCCGUCCAUUCUGCUCAAGAUAUUUUCCAAUUUGUCCCUGGAUGAGCGUUGCCUUUCUGCAUCAUUGGUUUGCAAGUACUGGCGUGAUCUUUGUUUAGAUUUCCAGUUUUGGAAACAGCUGGAUCUUAGUAGCCGUCAGCAGGUCACUGAUGAAUUAUUGGAAAAAAUUGCAUCUAGAAGUCAGAAUAUAAUUGAAAUCAACAUUUCAGAUUGUCGCAGUAUGUCUGAUACUGGCGUGUGUGUUUUAGCAUUUAAGUGUCCUGGACUUCUGAGGUAUACAGCCUACAGGUGUAAACAGCUUUCUGACACCUCCAUUAUUGCGGUUGCCUCGCAUUGUCCUUUACUUCAGAAAGUGCAUGUAGGCAACCAGGACAAACUUACUGAUGAAGGACUGAAGCAGCUGGGUUCAAAAUGCAGAGAACUCAAAGAUAUUCAUUUUGGCCAGUGUUACAAGAUCUCAGAUGAAGGCAUGAUCGUCAUAGCUAAGGGCUGCCUGAAAUUACAAAGAAUAUACAUGCAAGAAAACAAAUUAGUGACAGAUCAAUCAGUGAAGGCAUUUGCUGAGCACUGUCCAGAGCUUCAGUAUGUUGGCUUCAUGGGUUGUUCAGUUACCUCUAAAGGAGUCAUUCACCUAACCAAGCUAAGAAACCUUUCCAGCUUGGACCUACGUCAUAUCACUGAACUGGAUAAUGAAACUGUGAUGGAAAUUGUCAAGAGGUGCAAAAAUCUUAGCUCUCUCAAUCUCUGUCUGAACUGGAUCAUAAAUGACAGGUGUGUGGAGGUCAUUGCAAAGGAAGGGCAAAACCUGAAAGAGCUGUACUUGGUGUCCUGUAAAAUCACAGAUUAUGCACUGAUAGCCAUUGGGCGGUACAGCAUGACAAUAGAGACUGUGGAUGUUGGAUGGUGUAAAGAAAUUACAGACCAAGGAGCCACUCUGAUUGCACAGAGCAGCAAGUCUCUGAGAUAUCUGGGACUCAUGAGAUGUGAUAAAGUCAAUGAAGUGACGGUGGAACACCUGGUGCAGCAGUACCCCCACAUCACCUUCAGCACCGUCCUGCAGGACUGCAAGAGGACCUUGGAGAGGGCCUACCAGAUGGGCUGGACCCCCAACAUGUCUGCUGCCUCCUCCUAACAUUUCUGCCCACAUGUGGGUCAACUCAUCAUUCAACAGGGCAGAGAGGAAUUGUAGAUUAGGAGUGGGUGAUCUCUUGGAA
Chrysochloris asiatica (Cape golden mole) is the source of this 1915-nucleotide messenger RNA. RefSeq names its product F-box and leucine-rich repeat protein 17 (gene FBXL17). The transcript has 9 exons. The record is from RefSeq and is a predicted model, not a curated record. NCBI's taxonomy places the organism in Eukaryota, Metazoa, Chordata, Mammalia, Afrosoricida, Chrysochloridae. The annotation marks the transcript as partial. Gene Ontology annotation, biological process: SCF-dependent proteasomal ubiquitin-dependent protein catabolic process. Gene Ontology annotation, molecular function: protein binding. Gene Ontology annotation, cellular component: SCF ubiquitin ligase complex.